CAAGACGAGUACGCCUGCGCCCGGGUCUGAGCUGCUCACACUGCGCCUGCGCAAGCGGCUGAGUGCAGACCGUACGACUGCGCAGGAUUGCCCGCGAACUACAGCGCACGCGCAGGAGGAGUUAUUGCGGAAGCGGGGAGAGGGCGAGAGAGCGAGGCUUAAGUACUGCGCAUGCGCAGAGCUUGACGUUGGGGUUUGAAGUUCCUGGUGAAGCGUAAACGCGAUAACUAGCUUCCUGAAACCGUCCUCGGGCCGAGCCCCGGGUUCUGCUCCAGUUUCGGAGGUGUCACGGCUGGUUUCUUGUUUAAGCCCUAGAAUCUUGCCGUCGGCGUUCGGAGCAAACUCGGUUCUGGUUCCUGUUCUCAGUUCAGGUUUCCCCGAGUUCUCGCGAGACUGGCAGAGCGACCCCGAGAGCAGCCCGAGAACCGGUAUCCUAGGAGUUUGAAGCCUCGGAAACGUUUUUGCGGCCUGAGUCGGGAGUCAGCCUAACGCCAGUGAGCCCCGACUGGGAUCCUGGCGGUGAUGGAUGAGGACCUGGUUUUGGCACUUCAGCUUCAGGAGGAGUGGAACUUGCAGGUUGCGGAGCGCGAUGGCGGCCAGGAGCCCCUGUCGCUGGUAGACGCGUCCUGGGAGUUGGUGGACCCCACGCCGGAUUUGCAGGCCCUGUUUGUGCAGUUCAACGACCGGUUUUUCUGGGGCCAGCUGGAGGCCGUGGAGGUGAAGUGGAGCGUGCGCAUGACCCUGUGUGCUGGGAUAUGCAGCUAUGAAGGAAGUGGUGGGAUGUGUUCCAUCCGUCUUAGUGAACCCCUUUUAAAGUUAAGACCAAGAAAGGAUCUUGUAGAGACUCUCUUGCAUGAAAUGAUACACGCCUAUUUAUUUGUGACUAAUAAUGAUAAAGACCGGGAAGGACAUGGUCCAGAGUUUUGUAAACAUAUGAAUCGCAUCAACCACCUGACUGGAGCCAAUAUAACGGUAUACCAUACUUUUCACGAUGAGGUGGAUGAGUACCGGCGACAUUGGUGGCGCUGCAAUGGGCCAUGUCAGUAUGAAAAACCGUAUUAUGGCUAUGUCAAACGUGCUACAAACAGGGCGCCCUCUGCUCAUGACUAUUGGUGGGCCAAGCACCAGAAAACCUGUGGAGGCACUUAUAUAAAAAUCAAGGAACCAGAGAACUACUCAAAGAAAGGCAGAGGAAAGAUGAAACUAGGACAGCACCUGGAAUCAGCAGGGGAGAAUAAAGAUAAAACCAGUAGAGGUGAGGCACAGCGAUUAAUCCCUUUUAGUGGGAAAGGAUAUGUUCUAGGCAAAACAAGCAACUCACCUUCAUCUGGAAAGUUGAUCUCUAAUGCCUUCAAUAAAACCCAAGGUUGUUUAAGUCAAGAUCACUCAGGAAAUGCCGUAAGACCAAGCUCUAAACUUGAGGUAAAAUUUGAACAGAAUGGUUCAUAUAAAAAAUCUCAUCUGAUUUCCCCUGUUCUUAAUGCCAAUCACCAAAGUGUUUUAAACAACUACUUCUUUAGAGUAUCAGUUGCCAACCCAAAAGCUUUCAGAAAUGUGAGUGGAUCCCCAAUAAAAAGCUUAACAGUUGGUGAUGCCACUAAAAACUCAAGCUCUUCUAGUUCUCAAAGAAUGGCUACAUCUUCUAAUAUGCCCCUAAGAAAUUCUUUAAAAGCCGUGGAGUCAGCAUCUGUUACUGCAUCCCAGGUUGUGAGUGGAUCUGAAGAUAAAGUCCCAAAUAAACGACCCAGGCUAGAAGACAAGACUGUUUUUGACAAUUUUUUUAUCAAGAAAAGGAAAAUACAAAGUGGUGGAAGCGAUCAGAAGUGUAGUUCAUCUCCUACAACCACAACUCAAAAUUCCAGUAGUUCGUCCAGUCAGAGCAAAAUGGUUAAUUGUCCAGUUUGUCAUAAUGAAGUUUUGAAUUCUGAAAUUAACGAGCACUUGGACUGGUGCCUUGAAGAUGAUAGCAUGAAAGUCAAAAACUGAAAAAUCCUUGAAAAAUGAGUGGGUCUCAUGUACCACCUGUUUUACCUCACUAAUGUACUUUGUCAGCCAUUCAGGAAGUUCUGGUUAAGAUAAGAUUUGUAGGCUAUAAUUAGUUCACAUAACCAGUAUAAAAUGUUCUAUUUUAUAUAUACAUAUGACAAUAUAAU
Messenger RNA from Lepus europaeus (European hare), 2153 nucleotides. RefSeq names its product SprT-like N-terminal domain (gene SPRTN). Gene Ontology annotation, cellular component: nucleus. Lineage: Eukaryota; Metazoa; Chordata; Mammalia; Lagomorpha; Leporidae. The transcript has 5 exons. Gene Ontology annotation, molecular function: metalloendopeptidase activity; polyubiquitin modification-dependent protein binding; single-stranded DNA binding. Gene Ontology annotation, biological process: DNA repair. The coding region runs from base 523 to 1986 and encodes 487 amino acids. The record is from RefSeq and is a predicted model, not a curated record.